GACGUGAGUGCCCACGCCAAGGAUAACUGUGGAGAAGGACCAGGAACCAUCCCCAGCCAGCUUAGGUUCAUCUCUCUCCCUAACGGUGUGCUCCAGAUCUUGGGGGCGGUUAAGGAGGAUGGGGGUGCGUACCGCUGUGUGGCCUCCAACUCUGCCCGGAAACGCUUCAGCCAGGAUGCCAUCCUCACUGUCACUACAGGUCCUGGCCCUGCCCAAAGUGAGGUAGUGAUCGUGGCACCUCCUCAGAAUGCCACGGUGGUGCAGGGGCGUCCAGCGGUGAUGGAGUGCAUGGCCCAGGGCGGGCAGCCCAAACCCCUGGUGUCCUGGAGCAGACAGGACGGGAAGCCCAUCGCCACCGACGUGGUUGUCCUGGAAACUAACCUGGUGAUCCCCAACACACGGCGUAACCAUGCGGGGGUCUACGUCUGCCGUGCCAACAAACCCAAGACCCGCGAGUUUGUCAUAGCUGCAGCUGAACUGCAUGUGCCAGCCCCACCAGUGAUCCUCCAGCCCCCAGAGACGGUGUCUCUCUCUCGGGGAACCACAGCCAAGUUUGUGUGUAAAAGCUCUGGGGAGCUCCCCCCGGCACUGCACUGGCUGAAAGAAGCAAGCCGGUCAAGUCCUAACGGGCGGGUGAAGACCCAGAGCCCUGGGGUGCUGCUCAUCAACCAGCUGGGCCUGGACGACGCAGGGUACUACCAGUGCAUCGCCGACAAUGCUCUGGGGACGGCCUGCGCCACAGCCAAGCUGUCUGUCAUUGUGAGAGAGGGUCUACCCCAGCCACCACACCAGCUCUCUGCCACGCCCCAAUCAAGCACCACCGCCCUCCUCACCUGGAACGGCCCGACACAACAUGACCAGAUUAUAGGCUUCUCUGUGCACUACCAGCCCACUUCAGGCUCUGAUCACAUGGAAUACCAGUUUGCUGUGAACAACGACACCACAGAGUACCAUGUGAAGGAGCUACUGCCACACACAGCCUAUACCUUCUACGUGGUGGCCUACUCCCCCAUGGGAGCCAGCCGCCCGUCACGGCCCGUCGCCGUGGAGAUGCUGGAGGACGUACCCAGUGCCCCUCCACAGCUGUCCCUGCUCAGCACCUCUCCUACAGACAUCAGAGUGAUGUGGCUGCCCCUGUCCUCCCAGCACAGCAGAGGAGCUGUCACCCGCUACCGCAUCGACUACUCCACACUGGAACAGGUGGACAACGUGUUUUCUGUGGAGGUGGGGGGGAAUGAGACUCAGCUUACCUUGCGGGAGCUGCUGCCUAACCAGGCCUAUCGACUGAGGAUGGCAGCGGGAACGGGAGCAGGCUUUGGUGUGCCGUCAGAGUGGAACCAGCACCACACCCCAGACCACUUUAACCACAGCAUGGUGAUCUUUGCUCCCACAGAGCUGAAGGUUAGGGCCAAAAUGAACUCCCUCCAUGUCACAUGGCAGCCCCCGCCCAAUCACACGCAGAUCUCCGGCUACAAGCUCUUUUGCAGGGAGGUGGUUGGUGAAGAGCUGACCAAUGGGGAGACUCAUCCUGAGAGGGAGCGGGUGAGGAGGAUGGAGGCCCACACCAUCAAGCUCCGCAAGAGGGUCAAACAUCAUGAGGUCUCUAGUCUGGUCCCUGACAGACUAUAUGAAGUGAAGGUGUGGGCCUUCAAUAAGCAGACGGAUGGCUAUGCUGCAGGAUGGAAGGGCAGGACAGAGAAGGCACAUGGCAAAGCACCCCCUAAGGGGAACCCCCCUCCCCUGCCCCCCAGCAGCAUCAAGGCUACAGCCAACAGCUCCACAUCCAUCUGGCUGCGCUGGGAGAAACCUCGCUUCAGCAACGUCCGCAUCAUCAACUACACCGUACGCUGCAGCCCGGCCGGCAUCAGAUCUUGUUCCUACUACACGAGCUCUGCUCAGGAGAUCCUCUUGGGGGCGCUAAAACCCCACACCCGCUAUGAGCUGGCUGUGCAGUCCAAUGGAGGAGACAUGGUUGGUCCCUUCAGCGGCACCGUGGAGGAGUACACUCUCACUGACGUACCCUCCACCCCCCCAGCGGAYCUGCAGCUCAGUGCCUUGGACUCCUCCUCUGUGUUGGUGAACUGGCGCCCGCCUGUGGAGCCCAAUGGCAUCAUCAUCAGCUACAGGAUCCUAUACACCAUCAACCUCAGCCAGCCUGAGCACCUGUGGAACAACCUCUCCCAAGAUGGGACCAUCAUGAGUGCUGAGGUAACAGGGCUGUCUAGUGGGACACAAUACUUCUUUAAGAUGAGGGCGUCCACUGAGGUGGGGGUGGGGCCUUACUCCCCAGUGAAGGAUGUGCACACUCCUCCCAAGAAAUAUGAGCUGGACAUCCAUGCAGUGACAGGCAUCAUAGUUGGUGUGUGUCUGGGGCUGCUCAGCAUUCUCCUUUGUAUGUGUGUCAGCUUCCGCAACGGCAAGGCCAGAGAGGUGUCUGGAGGGCUGGACUCCACUGCUCUGCCCCCACAGUACCAUCAUGGGUGUAGGUCUGUGCCCACCAUGGUGCCAGAAUGCAGUGAUUGCCAUGAGCUAGAGACCCUGAUGCCCCUGGGCAGCCUGGACCAUGACCAUGACCGCACCCAACCCCUCACAGAGCCCACUGAGGAGCACAGCCUCAUGGGUAAUGUAGGAAUAGGGGACGAUGCCCUAGGAGCUGAGCUCAAGGCUGCUUAUAAUGGGUCAGUUAGUCGUAACUGGGCCAACCGGAUCACCAAAUACAGGGAUACCAUCACAGAGGACUCUCCAACUCUUAACAAUGGAACUUUGGACAUGACCAACACAGAGAAUGGCAAG
This is a messenger RNA of Salvelinus sp. IW2-2015, 2793 nucleotides long. Lineage: Eukaryota; Metazoa; Chordata; Actinopteri; Salmoniformes; Salmonidae. The record is from RefSeq and is a predicted model, not a curated record.